Messenger RNA from Bacidia gigantensis, 384 nucleotides. RefSeq lists its product as uncharacterized. NCBI's taxonomy places the organism in Eukaryota, Fungi, Ascomycota, Lecanoromycetes, Lecanorales, Ramalinaceae. The coding region runs from base 1 to 384 and encodes 127 amino acids. The record is from RefSeq and is a predicted model, not a curated record. The transcript has 2 exons.
AUGGCAGCUCCUGACGGCGAUGUGAUCCUCAGCAGAUUCAACGAUGGCGCAAAUGAGAUCUUGACCAGCUCCGACGACGAACCAAUAAGAAGGCUAAUUGGAGAGACGAAGUGGCUGCAGCCAUGCAGAAGUGAUCAAGAUACAGAACUUCUCCUUGACAAGCAGAACGAUGCUGUCAUUGAUCAUCUACAACGAUGUAUCAAUAACGAAGCGAACAGGCCGGCAGAAGCCGCUGCAGCGAUGGAAAAACAGAUCAAGCAAUCGGAAUGCAAGGAUGGCUUGAACACUGAUAUUGAGUACUCACAUAUGUUUCUCCGUUUACGGGAGGGUGAAAGGAGUCGUCUGUGGAAGGCUACCAUACGCUCUUGGCAUCAGGUUAGCUAG